GUGUUGCUGAGAAUCUUCUCAUCAAGCCAAAGGCUGCCAAAACUUUCCAAACAGAGAGAGUUCCUAGAAGCAGCGUUCUGCAGCGGCUGCAGAACUUCCUGCCUCAGAUGGCUGAAGCCAACAAGAAGCUGAUGCAGCAGAUAGAGGAGGCUCCCGUCGGUCACUUUGAUAUCGAGAAUGUCAAGGAGGCAGAAAAAGUCAUAGAAAUGGAUGUGGCUCUAGUGGAGCUUGAUGACUCCGACAGUCGGUCUGAUGAAGAUGAGGAGACAUCAGACUCUGAGGAGGACAACAGAGAAAUCACAGAGGAGAACCUCAAACUGCCUGGAGACAGAGGCAAGAAAAGGAAAGCCAACAUCCAGGUUCUGGAUCAGCAGGGGGACUAGAUGAGUCAGUCAGGUGGUGUUGAAAAAACUACUCCUGCAAAUUUUUAAAUCUUCCUAAUGGAUAAAAACACAUGAACAGAAGGCUUCUGUGUGACUUCUCUUCCCCAAUGGAAAAUCAGUAAGCUUGUUAUGUAGACAAAGAGAAGGAAGAGUCCAGUCCAGACUUCUCUUUCAAAGUGAAAACUGUCUACUGGUUUUAAAAGUUUCUACACUUCCUGAUAACACUUUAAAUAACAAUUUGCA
Nematolebias whitei (Rio pearlfish) is the source of this 626-nucleotide messenger RNA. It is a transcript of the gene nopchap1, whose product is annotated as NOP protein chaperone 1. Gene Ontology annotation, biological process: box C/D snoRNP assembly. Lineage: Eukaryota; Metazoa; Chordata; Actinopteri; Cyprinodontiformes; Rivulidae. The record is from RefSeq and is a predicted model, not a curated record. Gene Ontology annotation, molecular function: box C/D methylation guide snoRNP complex binding.